Diversispora eburnea is the source of this 1518-nucleotide messenger RNA. Lineage: Eukaryota; Fungi; Glomeromycota; Glomeromycetes; Diversisporales; Diversisporaceae. The record is from the annotation of a GenBank genome assembly.
AUGACCGAUCCAGUAGUUGAUUUCAACUUCAGAGCAUAUCGCUUUAAACGCAAGAAAUACAGUUUCUUCGCAGUCACAGAGGCCAGACAUUGGUCAUUUCAUCGGUUCUACUCUUUUGCUAUUCAAUCUGGAGACGCACCAAAAACAUUUAAUGAAAUUUUUGACAAAUGGAUCGCCAGCCUGAAAUUUAUUAAAAGGCAAAAAAAUGUCUCAAAAUCAAUCGUGAACUUUGUAGGAGAGCUAAUUGAAUUCAGUGAAUCUAGGGAAUUUGGGAACUUACGGGAUGCUUACGAGCAGAAUUUCCGUGCUCACAUCCUUACAACUCUUUCAAGCGGGUCAGUGACGAAGAGCGAAAUGGCACAAGGUUACAGAAUACAGGCAAAUGAAAUCUUGACUGGUGCAGUAGGAGGGCGGGUCAAAAAAGAUGAGGAGGUUGAGGAAGACGAAUCAAAUGUACAAAUUUCACAAAACUUUGAUGACCCUAAUCAAGUGUACAGUGAUGACGAAUUUACUGAAGAACGUCCAACAUGCGAAAAUAAACUGAAAAGGAAGCUAGGAGAUGACGAAUUACCAGGUUAUGAUGGAUUGAUAUUUUUAUUUAAUGAUGAAGAUACAAUUAUAGAAAAAAUUGACGAAAAUAUCCUCGAGGAGGAAAGAAACUUGCCACUAGCGAGUGAUAAUAAGGACCCAUCCAAAUUUAUAUUUGAUAACAUGUUGAAUGCAUUCCGAAAUUACCAAAACAAAAUCCCUAAAACCCGAAAAGUAUUCACCCCUGCAUAUUGGGGAGUGCUCGAUUUGACUAGGGAAAGUUUAUAUGGAUGUAAAGAAAUUACAGAAAACGAUUUACAACAUUUAUCUCAAGAUUUCGCUAAUCAUAUCAAAUGGAAAUGCGAACCGACCCCAAAAGAUAUUCAGGAUUAUUUCGACAGUAGUUGCGAAAAACUUGACAAUAGCGUUGAAAAUAAAGAUCUAAUACAUUUUGACACAAAUGAAGAACAAUAUGCACCUAUUCCAAGGAAUGUUAACAGAAGAACAGAUGAAAAUGACAUCAUCAUAUCCGUUGUUUCACGGAAUUUUUACAUCCGAUCGUAUGAAACACGCCUGGCUAUUUCAACCAGUGAUGCACGUAACGAAAAAUCGGAUCCAUUUAAAAAAGCACGAAUGGGUCGAAAGGUCGAUAUGAAAGUGACGUUGCUAAAAACACCAAAUAAAUUUGAGGCUCUUUUUGGAGAGGUGGCAGGUGGGCUAGGUUCAUUUGGAAUCCCUACAGCAUGUCGCAAGAAACGGUUCCUGGAUAAAGUAAAAUUGAUGAUAACAAUGCGUGAUAGCAUAAAUCGUUUAUUAAAAGAAUGUGAUUAUGUAUCAGACGAAAAAAGAUUAGAAAUAAUAGUUUUCGGCUGGCUUCAAUUUGGAUCUGGUAUAUAUAGAUUCGGAUUGGUAGAUAGAUGCAGGAUACCUGCUGAUGAUGAUUGUUGUAACAUAUUGGAAGAUGCAUAUUGCAUUCUUAAAUUGCUUGAA